Molecule: messenger RNA, 1618 nt
Organism: Pangasianodon hypophthalmus (striped catfish)
Lineage: Eukaryota; Metazoa; Chordata; Actinopteri; Siluriformes; Pangasiidae
Product: ATP-sensitive inward rectifier potassium channel 1-like
Exons: 2
Coding region: 256-1374 (372 amino acids)
Biological process (GO): regulation of monoatomic ion transmembrane transport; potassium ion import across plasma membrane
Cellular component (GO): plasma membrane
Molecular function (GO): ATP-activated inward rectifier potassium channel activity
Source: RefSeq, a predicted model, not a curated record
CAGACCUCGGAAACAAGGUGAGAGAAGCAUUCUGGAGUGUGUAAAAGAGGAGUGACUAUUGUGACUAUGACUAAUGACUGAUAUAUUUUAUAUAUCUCAUUGAGAUUAAGAUUUUAGAGAUUUUGAGGUUACUCAUGAAUGAUCAAAAUUAAGGAUCAAAAAGAGAAAGAAAGAAAGAAAAGACACCAUUUCACUUUUUACUUGGAUAUCCACUGAAGACCUUCUAUAACAGACUGAGAUUCCUGUCAUUUGAAAAUGAAGUGCUACCUGAGAGAGAUGCUCAGAAACUACCUGGCCAAACGCAGGCUUUGUCAAAAACGCUUGGUGACGAAGGAUGGCCACUGUAACAUUGAAUAUGGCAACGUGAGGUACAGCAACUUCUUUGCCUAUUUGCUAGACUUCUGGACCACCUUUGUGGAGAUCCGUUGGCGCUUUGUUUUUGUUUUCUUUGUGGCCUCAUUCACUCUCAGCUGGUUCAUAUUCGGAGUCCUAUGGUAUUGGAUUGCCUACAGCAAUGGAGAUUUGUCAUGGCAAAAUCCAUCACAUAACCACAAAGUAUGUAUAAUUAAUCUCCAUGGACUGACCACUGCCUUCCUCUUCUCCCUGGAAACACAGUCAACUGUGGGGUAUGGGGGACGAGAUAUCACCCCAAACUGCCCUAGUGCUAUUGUUCUCAUCAUUAUCCAGAUUCUUGUGGGUGCAAUCAUUAACUGCUUCUGGUGUGGAGUGGUUAUGACCAAAAUUUCUCUGCCCAAGAAAAGGGUCAAGACCAUAGCAUUUAGUGAGAUGGCAGUUAUCUGUCCAAACAAAGGAGUCCUCUGUUUGCAGAUAAGAGUGGCUAACUUGCGUAAAUCUUUGAUGAUCGGCAGCCAGAUAUAUGGAAAGCUGCUUAGAACAACAGUAACUCCUGAAGGUGAAACCAUCAUCCUGGACCAGGUCAAUGUUGACUUCAUGGUAGAUGUUGGAAAGGAUAACCUUUUUUUUGUAUGCCCCUUGACCUUAAAUCAUGUGAUUGACAAGACAAGUCCCUUCUUUGAGAUGUCAGUGGAGACUUUAAAUCAACAGGAGUUUGAGCUGGUGGUAUUUCUGGAUGGAAUGGCUGAGUCCACCAGCUAUUCCUGCCAGGUCAGGACUUCUUACCUACCUCAGGAAAUUAUGUGGGGCUACAAGUUUCUGCCCAUCAUCUCCCGCAGCAAGGAGGGAAGGUAUCGUGUGGACUUCUCCAAUUUUGCUAGAGUGGAGCCAACAUUGACUGCCAGCUCAGCUAGAUGCGUCAGUAAUGAUAACUACCAUUAUAACUGCUCCACAAAUGGCUUUGAAAAUCAUGGCGUUGUGGUUAUCAACAUUGACAAUCCUAUCAAUAGUAAAAUGUGAAUUUUGAGGGUUUAUCUCUGGAGGUUUUGAUUGUUUUGAUUCACUUCCUCUGUUUGUGAAACACAGAGAUAUGAAGUCUCCAUAAUACCCUAUAUUUCUAAUUAUAAAUAUUAAUAUGAAGAGUUAUUAAAAUUGUAAAAAGUCAGGAAAUAGCUGACUUUUAUAGUAUCUUUAUAGUAUACAAUGUUAAUUGAUUUUAUAACAUGCACACAACCUGGUUUUGGUUUAUGGUAUUACAAUACAA